ACAACGUCGAAUUUUGACUUAAACCACAUCAACACAACAGAGAGACUGAUCAGUCCUUUCUCGUCAACUGUGCUUGGCCGUCGAGGGGUUUAUCAGUUCGCCUACCCCGAAAUGUCUCUUCCUUCGUCGCCCAUUCUUAUCUUGGACUCAGUCGCGUCCUGCAGAGCAUGGAGGCGAAAGGCUCUUAGUGAAGCAAAAUCAGUCGGCUUCGUGCCAACUAUGGGUGCACUUCACGAGGGCCAUCUCUCACUCGUUCGAAGGUCUCUUGCUGAGAACGACCUGACUAUCGUUUCCAUAUUCGUGAAUCCUGCACAAUUCGCUCCCCAUGAAGACCUUGCCACAUACCCUCGCACGUUGCCCCGGGAUCUCGAAUUACUCGCUGCACAAGAGUUACACGUCACAAACACCGUGCGGAAACCAUCAGCGGUGUUUCUACCAGGUGUCCGGGACAUGUAUCCAUCGGGCAUCAGCCAAGACGUUGAAUCCCAGAAUGGUACUUUCGUAGAGGUGAAAGGUUAUAGCCACCAAAUGGAAGGUAAAAGCCGCCCAACAUUCUUUCGCGGAGUAGCCACCGUGGUUACGAAGCUAUUUAACCUCGUCCAGCCGACGAACGCGUAUUUCGGGCAAAAGGAUAUUCAGCAAGCCCUAUUGCUCCGCAAGUUGUGCAGCGACUUGCUUUUCACAUACCCAGACAUGGAUCACUUGCAUAUCGUCCCGACGGCGAGGGAUCCCGUCGACGGCUUGGCCCUGUCAUCCCGAAACGCGUACCUCUCGGCUGACGAGCGCCUGUUCGCCGGUACACUAUACCAAGCGUUACAGUGCGCCGAAUCAACUUGGUCUCAGGGAGGAACGAAAGAACAGUCUGUAUCUGCAGCUGUCACGAUCAUCGAACGAGGUAGAGAGCAGGCAACGUUGAAAGGCGUGACGGUGGAGCUGGACUACAUCGAGAUGAACCAUUCGGAUACCUUCGGGAUACUAGACGGCGAGGCUCGCAAGGACUCCGAGUCACUGGAGAGGACCCCAGUGAUCUUGAGCGGGGCUCUAUGGGUCGGUAAGACGAGAUUGAUCGAUAACAUCAUCCUCGGAGGCCACGGCACCAUGGUAAAUUGACCACGAGGAAAUAACUAGUGUCCUAUCGUCCCUGAUAUGCUGUUUCCUGCGAAAACUCCUUCCGACACCAAAGUCAAAACAUCCGCUUACUACACUGCGCACCGUUGUUUGCUAGCAACAAUAACGGCAACUACCAGCGGAAAUACAAAUGUAUUGGGGUUAUCGUUAUCCCCACAGCUAUUCA
Messenger RNA from Pisolithus orientalis, 1294 nucleotides. Its product is annotated as Pantoate-beta-alanine ligase. Gene Ontology annotation, biological process: pantothenate biosynthetic process. Gene Ontology annotation, molecular function: pantoate-beta-alanine ligase activity. The record is from RefSeq and is a predicted model, not a curated record. The coding region runs from base 112 to 1110 and encodes 332 amino acids. Lineage: Eukaryota; Fungi; Basidiomycota; Agaricomycetes; Boletales; Pisolithaceae. The transcript has 3 exons.